GACUGAGUCGGGUGUCGAACCAGAACCACGGCCCUUCCGUCGACAACCCUCGCCCUUCAACCUCAUCCCAGCUUUGGCCCGAGCAUUUCUUUUCCCAUCUCUUGCCAGACCGCCGCUACUCCUCUCUAUUUUUUGCGUCUUCUGCCAAUCCCGUCUAUUUCGCUGCGCAUCGCUUUGCUACCAAGGCCGGCUUAUAUCCACGGGCAAGCUCCGAUUUAGCUUUCUUCCCGAAACGAUUGGUGGCUGGGCGACCGCUUGGGCAUCUGCCAACUUGCACCAUCACCCGCGCUCCCGACUUCCGACGACGUAUCCCUCUGCUGUCGCGGCCAUCUCGCCAAUUCGCUGCCAAAAUUAGUAUUCUAAGCUCUUGCGUUUGAGCCGUGCGCACCAGUCUCGCGCAAUCCCUCGCCGCACCCACUGCAGAAGCACCGCCGUCGCUACAACAGCUCGAUAGCUUCGUUUAAACGAGCAUCACGGGCGUCGGUUUUUUUCGCAUCUAGACAAUAACCUUGUGCGGGUUUUGUAACAGCACUUGGGCUUGGAGCGGACGACGACGACUACGAAGAGUUGCCGAUACCUGCCCGUUGCUGAUCAGGGCUCUUGCACGCGGACGAGCCGAUACUGUUUCAUCGAUCUAGUUUAUACUACUAGCUUGGAAAGGGUAUUUGUGCUAUUUGGGCAGAAGCCAAACUGUAUACAUCAUGAGCGCACCACUUUCUCCCGAAGAGCGUCAGCGCUACACGGACAUCAUCGAUGCCAUCCUUGCCACGGCGAACCUCGAAACCAUCUCGCGGAAAAAGAUUCGGCAGGGUCUCGAGACGUCGCUUGGUGGCAAGGAUCUGAGCGAGCAAAAGGAGGCCAUCAAGAAGCUGAUUGAAGCUCGCUUCGAUGCCAUGUCUGGCGGCGACAAUGAAUCGAACGAUGCAGACGACUAUCACAAGCCUGCCACUACAAACGGCAAGCACCGCCAUUCGGACGUAUCAGCAUCACCAGAGCCGUAUUCAAAGCAAGUAAAACGCGCAUCGUCAUCCGAGGAUGCCGAUGCACGCCUCGCCGCUCAGCUCCAGGCACAGGAGAACAGUCUUGCGCGAGCCCGAACCCGUGGUGGCGACCGACCCAAGUCAACCAAGAAGAAGGCUCCCAAGAAGAAGAGCGCCAAGCGAGUGCGAGAAGACGACGACAGCGAUGUUGAUGGCAGCGAAUCCGGUGUUAAGAAGAGGAAGGCUGGCGGUGGCUUCCAGAAGCCCUUCAACCUCAGCUCGCCACUCUCAGAGCUUGUUGGAGAGACACAGCUAUCCCGACCCCAAGUCGUCAAGAAGCUCUGGGAGCACAUCAAGGCCAACGAUCUGCAGGAUCCCAGUGACAAGCGCCAGAUUCGAUGCGACGAGAAGAUGAUGGCCGUCUUUAAGCAGGCCAAAGUGGACAUGUUCAAGAUGAACAAGGACAUCGGCGCCCAUCUGUACCCCGUUGGCGAAGAAGAGUAACUUGGCGUUUUUGUUCUUUUUGCAUGACGAGAAAUGGGCAGUCUGACCGACAUCGUUUUGCGUCCUGUUGGGAUGGCUGCUGCAAUGGCAGCAGCGUCAACCUCAGCGGCACUUGGGAUGGGGAAAGGCGAAUUUUGUGUUUUACAAAUCUGAUUCUAUGUCCUUGAAGGCGUACGUCACAUUGUUAUUUCUACGGGGGGUAUUGUACUUUCGGGCAGGCCAUGAUGGCCGCUUGCUGAGGUGCGAAUAUAUAUGUACUUGGGAAAAGGGAGGGCCAACGAACUCGGCGUAAGAUAUGGGGUUACUCGCUAUUUUUUUUAUUGUUUAUUUUUCUAUACUCUUUUUCUGCAUCUGUAUUUUUGUCUACUAUUUCCUUGAAAAAAUAAAGACAACGAUUUCCACG
Messenger RNA from [Torrubiella] hemipterigena, 1887 nucleotides. NCBI's taxonomy places the organism in Eukaryota, Fungi, Ascomycota, Sordariomycetes, Hypocreales, Clavicipitaceae. The record is from the annotation of a GenBank genome assembly.